Molecule: messenger RNA, 990 nt
Organism: Danaus chrysippus (African queen)
Lineage: Eukaryota; Metazoa; Arthropoda; Insecta; Lepidoptera; Nymphalidae
Source: the annotation of a GenBank genome assembly
AUGAGCGGACAACAGUAUUACCCGUACAAGUGCACCCCCACUGUGUACCCCGCGGAGCCUUUCGAGCCCGCGGCGGAUGCGGAAACACUCCGCAAGGCCAUGAAAGGCUUCGGAACAGACGAAAAAGCCAUUAUCAACGUCCUUUGCAGACGAGGCAUCGUCCAACGUCUGGAAAUCGCUGAAACUUUCAAGACUAACUAUGGAAAGGACUUGAUCAGCGAACUUAAAAGCGAAUUAUCCGGCAAUCUUGAGAAUGUGAUCGUAGCUCUCAUGACGCCUUUGCCACAUUUCUACGCUAAAGAACUACACGACGCUGUUGCGGGCAUCGGAACUGAUGAAGAAGCUAUCAUUGAGAUCCUCUGCACCUUGUCAAAUUACGGCAUCAGGACUAUUUCGGCUUUCUACGAGCAAUUAUAUGGCAACAGUCUAGAAUCUGAUCUGAAAGGCGACACCUCGGGUCAUUUCAAGCGUCUAUGCGUGUCUCUGUGUAUGGCCAACCGUGAUGAGAACGCCGGUGUCGAUGAAGGCGCCGCUAAGGCUGAUGCUGAAGCCCUAGCCUCCGCUGGCGAAGGUCAAUGGGGUACCGACGAGUCCGUGUUCAAUUCUAUCCUUAUCACUCGCUCUUAUCAACAACUUAGACAGAUUUUCGCUGAAUACGAAGCACUAGCAGGCAAAGACAUUGAGGAGACAAUCAAGAAGGAAUUUUCUGGAAGUAUCGAGAAGGGAAUGCUUGCUAUUGUGAAGUGCGUGAAGAGCAAAGUGGGCUUCUUCGCUGAGCGUCUGUAUUACUCAAUGAAGGGUAUUGGAACCAACGAUAAGACUCUUAUCAGAAUUAUUGUCAGUCGCUCAGAAAUCGAUCUUGGAGACAUCAAACAGGCCUUCCUUGAAAAAUUCGGAAAACCCUUAGAGGACUGGAUCUCUGUGAGUAUAUUUUUAAACUAUUCUAUGUUUUUAUUAUUAAAUUGGUUGCUCAAUAUAAAAAUAGUUUAA